Molecule: messenger RNA, 3814 nt
Organism: Solanum verrucosum
Lineage: Eukaryota; Viridiplantae; Streptophyta; Magnoliopsida; Solanales; Solanaceae
Product: ABC transporter G family member 28
Exons: 14
Coding region: 11-3493 (1160 amino acids)
Molecular function (GO): ATP binding; ABC-type transporter activity; ATP hydrolysis activity
Source: RefSeq, a predicted model, not a curated record
UACAAAAUGCAUGUCAUCUCUCUCCUCUUCUCCUACUUGCUCUCCCCGCCAUUUCUUCCCUCCGAGAAAUCACCAUUUUUCUUCUUCCAUGCCCCCAAACCCUAGCUUUCUCCCACUAUUUCCUCUCCAAUUUCAUCCCAAAAUUAAACUUCUCAUUAUCAGCUGCAAAAUCCACACACUUGUGAUGGUCCUUGAUGAAAAUGUGCAGUCAGAAAUGGCAGAAAACAAUGCCUCUGUUCGAAUCUUCGUAAUUUUUUUGGGUUUUUUCAUCAUCUCGGUGAAUCAAAUCGCUGCACAGCAGCAGCAGCUGCAGCAGAGCGGUAAUCCUGGUUCGAAGCCGCUAUUGGCGCAGGUCCUUUAUAGCAGUUUUAGCAAUUUCACUUCCUUGUUUGAUCCUGCCGUUACCAAUGAAUUGAAGUUCUGCAUCGAUGAUGUGGAUGCUGAGUGGAACGCAGCUUUUAAUUUCACCGAAAACACAGAUUUUUUGACAGCAUGCAUUAAUCAGACAAAAGGUGAUGUACUAAAGCGCUUGUGUACAGCAGCAGAGGUAAAGUUCUUUUCUCAACUUUUAACGCAAGGCGGUGGAAGAGGUAACCUGAAACCUAACAAGAAUUGUAAUCUAUCAUCAUGGGCUCCUGGAUGCGAGCCAGGAUGGGCUUGUAGUGUUGGAGAUAAUCUGGUUCGCCUUAAAGAUGCAAAGGAAAUGCCACCUAGAAUUCUUGAUUGUCAUCCUUGUUGUGAAGGUUUUUUCUGUCCUCGUGGUCUCACCUGCAUGAUACCCUGCCCAUUAGGUGCAUAUUGCCCUAUUUCAGAUCUCAAUGAUGACUCUGGUGCAUGUGAACCGUACCGUUAUCAACCUCCUCCAGGGCAGGCAAAUCAUAGUUGCGGUGGAGCAGAUGUCUGGGCUGAUGUUAUGAGUACUACUGAACUGUUUUGUUCAGCGGGAUUUUACUGUCCAACUACUGCACUAAAGAUUCCUUGCAAUAAAGGGCAUUACUGUAGAACUGGUUCUACAUCUCAAACAAGCUGCUAUAAAUUAGCUAUUUGUGAAUCACAAUCAGAUAAUCAAAAUAUCACAGCUUAUGGUAUUAUGUUUUUUGGUGGAAUUACACUUAUACUUGUCAUUAUAUACAACUGUUCUGACCAAGUGCUGAGCAGCAGGGAGAGAAAAUAUGCAAAGUCCAGAGAACGCGCAGCAAAAAGUGCAAGGGAGAAUGUACAGGCACGUGAGAAAUGGAAAUCUGCUAAAGAGAUUGCUCGCAAGCAUGCAACUGGUCUACAAUCUCAAUUGUCAAGGACAUUCUCCCGGAAGAAAUAUGUAAGUCAACAGGAUCCGCAUAAGGCUCCUAGUCACGCUAGAUCUCGUUCAGAAGCUGCCUUACCCCCCUUGCCCUUAGGUAUGUCUCACGCCAAAGCUAAAAAGCAAACCAACCUCACAAAGAUGGUGCAAGAGCUUGAAGAAGAUCCUGAUAGUCAUGAUGGUUUCAAUAUUGAGAUUGGGGACAAAAAUAUGAAAAAGCCUAAGGCUGAAAAGUUGCAAACCAAGAGCCAAAUCUUUAAAUAUGCAUAUGGUCAAAUUGAGAAAGAAAAAGCUAUGCAGGAGCAGAAUAAGAAUUUGACAUUUUCUGGUGUAAUCUCAAUGGCAAGUGAUAUUGAGAUUAGAACUAGACCUCCCAUUGAGGUGUGUUUCAAAGAUUUGACACUUACUUUGAAGGGGAAAAACAAGCAUCUAUUGAGGUGUGUAUCAGGAAAAUUAUCACCUGGCCGUGUUUCUGCUGUUAUGGGUCCAUCUGGUGCUGGAAAGACAACAUUUCUUUCUGCAUUGACUGGGAAGGCUGCUGGGUGUACCAUGAAUGGUGUGAUUCUCAUAAAUGGGAAGAAUGAACCGAUGCAAUCAUACAAGAAAAUCAUUGGCUUUGUACCUCAAGACGACAUAGUACACGGAAAUUUAACUGUGGAGGAGAAUCUUUGGUUUAGUGCUCGGUGCAGGUUGGCAGCUGAUUUGCCUAAACCUGAAAAGGUUUUAGUUGUUGAAAGAGUCAUAGAGUCCUUGGGAUUGCAACCUGUGAGAGAUUCUAUUGUGGGGACAGUGGAAAAGCGAGGCAUCUCUGGGGGUCAGAGGAAGAGAGUCAAUGUUGGGCUGGAAAUGGUUAUGGAACCUUCUUUGUUAAUCUUAGAUGAACCCACUUCUGGUUUGGAUAGCUCUUCAUCUCAACUGUUGCUCAGAGCAACCCGUCGUGAAGCUCUUGAAGGAGUAAAUGUAUGCAUGGUGGUGCACCAACCAAGCUAUACUUUGUUCAGAAUGUUUGAUGAUUUGAUACUUCUAGCCAAGGGUGGCCUUACAGUAUAUCAUGGACCAGUAAAGACAGUUGAAGAGUACUUUGCAGGCAUUGGAAUAACUGUACCUGAUCGCGUUAAUCCUCCUGAUCAUUUCAUUGAUAUUUUAGAAGGAAUUUAUAAACUCCCAAGCACAGGAUUGAGCUAUAAAGAUCUUCCCCUCAGAUGGAUGCUUCAUAAUGGUUACCCCAUACCACCAGACAUGCUAGAAUCUUCUGGAUCAAGAGCAUCUUCGGUUGGAGACAAUUCAGCUGAUUUAACAAGUCCUGCAACUGUUUCCUCUGAACAAUCUGCAGACCUGUGGGCAGAUGUUAAAUCCAAUGUUGAACAGAAGAAGGACCGCAUUCGAUUCAACUUUUUGGCAUGGACGGACUUGUCCAAUCGGAAAACCCCUGGUGUUUUGCUUCAAUACAAGUAUUUCCUUGGAAGGGUCGGCAAGCAGCGAUUGCGUGAAGCCAGGAUACAAGCAGUUGAUUUUCUUAUUCUAUUACUUGCUGGACUCUGUUUGGGAACACUUGCUGAAGUGAGUGAUGAAACCUUUGGAUUCAUGGGGUACCUUUACACCGUCAUUGCAGUUCCUCUUCUCACAAAGAUUGCGGCUUUGAGAUCAUUUUCUCUAGAUAAAUUACAUUACUGGAGAGAGAGUGCAUCUGGCAUGAGCGGUUUGGCAUAUUUUAUGGCUAAGGAUACAGUUGACCAUAUCAAUACAAUUAUAAAGCCUGCAGUUUAUCUGUCAAUGUUCUACUUCUUCAACAAUCCAAGAUCAUCGAUUUUGGAUAAUUAUCUCGUCUUGCUCUGUGUUGUAUAUUGUGUUACCGGGAUAGCUUAUGCACUUGCCAUCUACUUUGAACCUGGUCAAGCUCAACUGUGGUCGGUGUUGCUACCAGUUGUUUUGACCCUCAUAGCAAGCAAGGACAGUAGCUCAUUCACGGGGAAAGUAGGAGAUUAUAUCUAUUCAAAGUGGGCCUUGGAAGCAUUCGUUAUUGCAAAUGCUAAAAGGUACUCUGGGGUGUGGCUGAUCACAAGAUGUGGUGUACUAAGGAAAAGGGGCUAUGCACUUGAUCAUUGGUACCCUUGCUUACUAAAACUCAUCCUUCUCGGUGCUAUCAGUCGCUGUGUAGCAUUUUUCUUAUUGAUAACUUUCCAGAAAAAAUAAGUCUUGUUUGUUGCUGUCUUGCGUCAUCACUUGGUAUACAAGGACAAAAGUCAGUUUACAGACUCAAAACCAUGACGAAAAUGUUGGGAAGCCUCAAAAAGUUGGGUCCCUUGUGAAGAUUAUUGUACAUAACCUUGAUAUGAUUCUUGCCAAAAAUGUAAAUUACUCGAAACAGAUGGUAUAUAGCAGCAGGAGUCAAUUAAACAGGUUAAAUGAUUAUUUCAUCUAUAGGUGAAAAAUCAAGUGUAAUAUGUGCCAACAGUAGUUCCUCUAGGAGAUUGAUGCUACCUGGUUCCUGAGCCUCGUGAUGUAGCCUUGAAC